Molecule: messenger RNA, 7640 nt
Organism: Mustela lutreola (European mink)
Lineage: Eukaryota; Metazoa; Chordata; Mammalia; Carnivora; Mustelidae
Gene: RIMS1
Product: regulating synaptic membrane exocytosis 1
Exons: 32
Coding region: 281-5164 (1627 amino acids)
Biological process (GO): intracellular protein transport; positive regulation of synaptic transmission; regulation of synaptic plasticity
Cellular component (GO): presynaptic membrane; cytoskeleton of presynaptic active zone
Molecular function (GO): small GTPase binding; transmembrane transporter binding
Source: RefSeq, a predicted model, not a curated record
CGCCGGCCGAGGCUGGGCUGCGGGAGGCGGCCGGGCGGCCCCGAGCCUCGCUAGGGCGACCAAAACAAAGGGAGCAUCCGGGACUGGGUGGAUGCAAACAACCAUGAAAGACUGGGUUCUCUCUCUCCCCGGCUCUGCUGCUGCCGCCGCCGCUGCUCCUCCUCCUCCCGCCGCCGCCAGGAGGGCUCCUCUGUGAGGGGAAGCAGGGGCGCAGCUGCUGGGCGUGAAUCCGAAAGGUGAGAGCCAGGGAGCCAGGAGAGGGGGCGGGCAGGCCACGAAAAUGUCCUCGGCCGUGGGGCCCCGCGGUCCUCGCCCACCCACGGUGCCUCCCCCCAUGCAAGAGCUGCCCGACCUGAGCCACCUGACCGAGGAAGAGAGGAACAUUAUCAUGGCAGUGAUGGACCGGCAGAAGGAAGAGGAGGAAAAAGAAGAAGCCAUGCUCAAGUGUGUUGUCAGGGACAUGGCGAAGCCUGCUGCCUGCAAAACACCAAGAAAUGCUGAAAACCAGCCCCACCAACCUUCACCGAGAUUGCAUCAACAAUUUGAAAGCUAUAAAGAGCAAGUGAGAAAAAUAGGGGAAGAAGCACGGCGUUACCAGGGAGAGCACAAAGACGAUGCUCCGACUUGCGGAAUCUGUCAUAAAACCAAGUUUGCCGACGGGUGUGGCCAUCUCUGCUCCUACUGCCGCACCAAGUUCUGUGCCCGGUGUGGAGGCCGUGUGUCACUGCGCUCCAACAACGAGGACAAAGUGGUUAUGUGGGUGUGCAAUUUAUGUCGAAAGCAACAAGAAAUCUUAACCAAAUCUGGGGCGUGGUUCUUUGGAAGUGGUCCUCAGCAGCCAAGUCAGGAUGGAACUUUAAGUGACACAGCUACAGGUGCUGGUUCUGAGGUACCAAGAGAAAAGAAAGCACGGCUCCAAGAGCGGUCACGGUCUCAGACACCCCUGAGCACAGCAGCUGCCACCUCCCAGGACACAGCUCCUCCCAGCGCUCAACCCGACAGGAGCAAAGAGGCUGAGUCCUCACAGCAAGCCGUGGGGCCCGAGCAGAAGCCGAUUUCAUCCAGGUCUAGAAGUGAACCUCCGAGAGAGAGGAAGAAGACUCCCGGGCUCUCGGAGCAGAACGGUAAAGGAGCCCCGAGGAGCGAGCGGAAACGCGUGCCCAAGUCCUCAGCGCCGCCGGGAGAGGGGGCGGUGGAAGAACGCGAGCGGAAAGAAAGGCGGGAAAGCCGAAGGCUCGAGAAAGGGCGGUCACAAGACUACCCGGACGUGCCGGAAAAGCGAGAGGACCGCAAAGCGGCGGACGACGAGAAGCAGAGGAAAGAGGAGGAGUACCAGACCAGGUACCGCAGCGAUCCGAACCUGGCGCGGUACCCGGUGAAGCCGCCGCCGGAGGAGCAGCAGAUGCGCAUGCACGCCCGCGUGUCCCGUGCGAGGCACGAGCGGCGCCACAGCGACGUGGCUCUCCCGCGCACGGAGGCGGGCACCGCGCUGCCCGAGAGCAAGGCCGGCAAGCGCGCCCCGGCCGCCGCCAGGGCCUCGCCGCCGGAGUCGCCGCGGGCCUAUUCGGCCGAGAGGACUGCGGAAGCCAGGGCGCCGGGCGCCAAGCAGCUCACGAACCACAGCCCGCCGGCACCCAGGCAUGGGCCAGUCCCCGCAGAAGCCCUGGAGCCCAAAGCCCAGGAGCCCCUCAGGAAGCAGAGCCGCCUGGACCCCAGCUCCGCCGUCCUCAUCAGGAAGUCCAAGCGCGAGAAGGUGGAGACGAUGCUGCGGAACGACUCCUUGAGCUCUGAUCAGUCCGAGUCCGUGCGGCCGUCUCCGCCCAAGCCGCACCGCUCCAAGAGGGGCGGCAAGAAGCGGCAGAUGUCGGUGAGCAGCUCCGAGGAGGAGGGCGUGUCCACGCCGGAGUACACCAGCUGCGAGGACGUGGAGCUCGAGAGUGAGAGCGUCAGCGAGAAAGGUGAUUUGGAUUAUUACUGGUUGGAUCCUGCCACGUGGCAUAGCCGGGAAACAUCACCUAUUAGUUCGCAUCCUGUAACGUGGCAACCAUCUAAAGAGGGGGAUAGAUUAAUUGGACGUGUUAUUCUUAACAAGAGAACAACCAUGCCCAAAGAGUCAGGUGCAUUACUGGGUCUGAAGGUUGUUGGAGGAAAAAUGACCGACUUAGGACGCCUUGGUGCCUUCAUCACCAAAGUAAAGAAGGGUAGCCUUGCAGAUGUAGUUGGACACUUAAGAGCAGGGGAUGAAGUUCUAGAAUGGAAUGGUAAACCCCUGCCGGGAGCUACAAAUGAAGAAGUUUACAACAUUAUUUUAGAAUCAAAAUCAGAACCUCAAGUUGAAAUUAUUGUUUCAAGGCCUAUUGGUGACAUUCCACGGAUUCCUGAGAGCUCCCAUCCUCCACUGGAGUCCAGUUCAAGUUCCUUUGAAUCUCAGAAGAUGGAAAGGCCUUCCAUUUCUGUUAUUUCUCCAACAAGUCCUGGAGCCCUAAAAGAUGCCCCACAAGUCUUGCCAGGACAACUUUCUGUGAAGUUGUGGUAUGAUAAAGUGGGACACCAGCUGAUUGUAAAUGUUCUUCAAGCAACAGAUUUACCGACUAGAGUAGAUGGGCGUCCCAGGAAUCCCUAUGUGAAAAUGUAUUUUCUUCCAGAUAGAAGUGAUAAAAGCAAAAGAAGGACCAAAACAGUAAAGAAAGUCCUAGAACCCAAAUGGAAUCAAACAUUUGUCUAUUCACAUGUACAUCGUAGAGAUUUUAGAGAACGGAUGUUAGAAAUAACUGUGUGGGAUCAACCAAGAGUACAAGAAGAAGAGAGUGAAUUUCUUGGAGAGAUCCUCAUAGAAUUGGAGACAGCACUUUUAGAUGAUGAGCCCCAUUGGUAUAAACUUCAGACACAUGAUGAAUCUUCACUACCUCUGCCUCAGCCAUCACCUUUCAUGCCAAGGCGACACAUUCAUGGAGAAAGCUCUAGCAAAAAACUUCAAAGAUCUCAGCGAAUCAGUGAUAGUGACAUCUCAGAUUAUGAGGUUGAUGAUGGUAUUGGAGUAGUUCCUCCAGUAGGUUAUAGGUCUAGUGCUAGAGAAAGUAAAUCUACAACAUUAACUGUGCCAGAACAGCAAAGAACAACUCAUCACCGCUCACGUUCAGUAUCUCCUCACCGCGGCGAUGAUCAGGGAAGGCCGCGUUCACGUUUACCAAAUGUGCCAUUACAGAGGAGUUUAGAUGAAAUUCAUCCAACAAGAAGGUCACGUUCUCCAACUAGACACCAUGAUGCCUCCCGAAGUCCGGUUGAUCACAGAUCCAGAGAUGUGGACAGUCAGUAUUUAUCAGAACAAGACAGUGAGCUUCUUAUGCUGCCCAGAGCAAAACGAGGACGAAGUGCAGAAUGCCUACACACUACCAGUGAACUGCAGCCCUCCCUUGACAGGGCUAGGAGUGCUAGUACCAACUGCUUGAGACCAGAUACUAGUUUGCAUUCACCAGAACGAGAAAGGGGUAGAUGGUCCCCCUCCCUAGAUAGGAGACGACCUCCUAGCCCCAGGAUUCAAAUCCAGCAUGCGUCUCCGGAGAAUGACAGGCACUCCAGAAAGUCUGAAAGAUCUAGCAUCCAAAAACAGACUAGGAAAGGCACUGCCUCUGAUGCAGAAAGGGUUCUCCCACCAUGCCUUUCUAGAAGGGGAUACGCAGCCCUAAGAGCGACUGAUCAGCCAGUCCUUAGGGGAAAACAUCCCGCUCGCUCAAGGUCGAGUGAGCACUCUAGUGUCAGAACACUGUGUUCUACCCACCACCUUGCCCCCGGAGGGUCGGCGCCACCUUCUCCACUUCUGACAAGAAUGCACAGACAAGCAAGUCCAACCCAUCCUCCUGCAGACACACCCUUCAGCAACCGGAGGGGACGACAGCUCCCACAGGUGCCAGUGAGAAGCGGCAGUAUAGAACAAGCAAGCUUAGUAGUGGAGGAGCGAACAAGACAGAUGAAAAUGAAAGUGCAUCGAUUUAAGCAGACAACAGGGUCUGGUUCUAGUCAAGAACUUGAUCGCGAGCAAUAUUCCAAGUAUAACAUGCAUAAAGAUCAGUACAGAAGCUGUGAUAACGUCUCUGCCAAAUCAUCAGAUAGUGAUGUCAGUGAUGUGUCCGCCAUUUCCCGAACCAGCAGUGCCUCACGCCUCAGCAGCACAAGCUUUAUGUCAGAGCAGUCUGAGCAUCCCAGGGGUAGAAUCAGUUCAUUUACCCCUAAAAUGCAAGGCAGACGGAUGGGGACUUCAGGAAGAGCCAUCAUGAAGAGCACCAGUGUGAGUGGGGAGAUGUAUACACUGGAGCAUAAUGACGGCAGUCAGUCCGACACAGCCGUGGGUACAGUCGGAGCAGGUGGAAAGAAGAGGAGAUCCAGCCUGAGUGCCAGAGUGGUUGCCAUCGUGUCUAGAAGGAGUAGGAGCACAUCCCAGCUAAGCCAGACAGAGUCAGGCCACAAGAAGUUAAAAAGCACCAUCCAGAGAAGCACAGAAACAGGAAUGGCAGCCGAAAUGAGGAAGAUGGUAAGGCAGCCAAGUCGAGAGUCUACUGACGGCAGCAUCAACAGUUACAGCUCCGAGGGAAACUUAAUAUUUCCUGGAGUACGACUAGGAGCAGACAGUCAAUUCAGUGAUUUUCUUGAUGGACUGGGACCAGCUCAGCUUGUUGGCCGCCAAACACUUGCCACCCCUGCAAUGGGUGACAUUCAAAUUGGAAUGGAGGAUAAAAAGGGUCAGUUAGAGGUUGAAGUUAUUAGAGCACGAAGUCUCACGCAAAAACCUGGGUCCAAGUCCACACCCGCUCCAUACGUCAAAGUGUAUCUUUUGGAAAACGGGGCCUGUAUAGCCAAGAAGAAGACAAGAAUUGCACGAAAAACCCUUGAUCCUUUGUAUCAACAGUCCCUGGUGUUUGACGAAAGCCCACAGGGUAAAGUUCUUCAGGUGAUAGUCUGGGGAGACUACGGCAGAAUGGACCAUAAAUGCUUUAUGGGUGUGGCUCAAAUCUUGUUGGAAGAACUCGAUCUAUCCAGUAUGGUAAUCGGAUGGUACAAGCUGUUCCCACCAUCAUCCCUGGUGGAUCCCACACUCACUCCCCUAACCCGCCGGGCUUCCCAGUCAUCUCUGGAAAGUUCAACUGGGCCUCCCUGCAUCCGCUCAUAGUGAACUCAUACCAGAGUCAUUCCAGUGAAACUCUACCUUUCAGGAUAAUAAUCUGAACCAGAUAUUUCAUGAUCAAAAGCAUUGUUGGAGACAGACAAUCAACUUGUGUUUUGCCUGUAGUAGUUUUUCAAUAAUAUGUCCCACUUGUUGUUUAAAACCUGGCUUCAUAUGACAGAACAAGGCAGUCUAUCAAAUUACAGUAAGAGUCAACAUGCUAGUGAGAGUCACUGAUGCUUCUGACAAACAGAAAAAGAGUAAACUUCAAAUCCAGACACACACGCGCGCGCACACACACACACACACACACACACACAGAGGCAUGCACACACCCCAAACUGAACAAACUGGAAACUCUCACUCUGAAAAGUUGUAUUUUACAUGUUUCUGCACAGACCACAAGCAGUGUUAUUUCCCUGGUGUUUGAGAAGUUUUGUUCUUCUGUGUGUUUUAUUUGUGUGCUAUUUGUUGGGUUUUGGUUUCUUGAUUUAUUUUUCACUGUAUUUGUUAUUUCCACUUGUUUUUGGAUGUCAUGACAGGCCUCAUGAUGCUUACAAAGACCCUUCCUUUCUUUCCUGAAAAGCACCAAAAAAGGGCUGAAACAGUCUCUGUGGCAUCUCCCCAAAGUGUUCAACAUCUAGGCAAGAUGAGGCCAAUGAAGGGUUUCGCUGGCUUUCAUUUUAGAAUCCUUCAGUCUUGUGUGUGGAAAUCCAGAAUACAAAAAGUUAUAUUCUAAAACAAAUAAUCACAGAACCACUCUUCUUAAAUGAAAAAUAAUCUGUGUUCUAAAAAGUUAAUUUAUUUUUAUCAUUGUCUUUUAUGGAAGACUUUUAAAGAAGUCAAUCUGCAACUAAUGCUGGGAAUUAAAACUAACUGCAUAACUGUACUUUGGGAAACACUCCUUGUAAUAACUUUUUCUUCCUGAUAUCUCCCCAAAAGAGUAUAUGCUCAUAUGUUUAAAUCAUACUUUUGACUUCCCAGAAUGGUGACUAGAAACAGAUUUGAGCCUAAGACACUUUCAGCUAUGCCCAGGCUUCUCAGCCAUGUCUCAGUGUGGACACACCCAUCUGCCCUGGAAAGAGCAUGGUAUGAGCUGUCCAGUAUUCCACUGGAAAUUCCAGUUGAAAUAUUCUGCACUAAAGUAAUGUUUUUAUCCAAUUUUAGUUUACAUUUCUUUGAGAUUGAUGCAAGCACAAAGCUUGAUUUUUUAAUGCAAAGUAUCUUACUUUGGGGGUGGGGAAUAAAACAAAGUCAAAUUUCAACUUGUAGUUUCUUCAUUUGAGUUUUUCUUGGCCUUGAAUUUCCCUUGUGACAUUCUGUAUACGUGCUACAAACUGCAGACUCUGCAGGUGCAUUGAUAUGUUCUCCCUCCUUUUAUGAGUCAUUCAAUUUUUGUGAUCACACAAAUAGAGCAGCAUGACUUGGAACUGUUCAAAGCUGCAUGCACAUUUUGUAAAAAAUAAAUAAAUAAAUAAAAUAAAAUUUAAAAAAAUUAAAAAGAGAAAAAAUGGAAAAAAAAAACACAAAAGAUUAUUUAAUAAUGUAUGUUAGUUCCACAUUAGGCCAGCUUGUAUGUUGCAUGUACUUGUACAGUUUGCUCGUUAAUUACUAUAAUGAAAUAACCAAGAAAUCUAAGCCAUUCAUUUUUGUUAUAGACAUUUUGCAGAUUUUAGCCAGACUCUGUCUGUGAGUUUGGGGUGAAAUGUCUAUAGAUGGACUUUAUUUUUUACCCUCUGGAAAACGUGAUGUAGUAUGGACCAAAUUCCUUCUAAUUAAUAUUUUGGUGUAGAUUCCUACCGUGGGGCUGUACCACAUGUAGACACUGUGUACACACUAGGUUUUAAUCCAUAGACAUACUGCCUGCACCAAGUGAAUUAUUUAUUAUUAUUUACACAUGCCAGAUUUAUCUGCCCGUCAUUCCACAGGGCACAGACUGACCACUCCUCACCAUGCUGAGCAGGAAGAACUGGAGCAUUGGUGCACUUCUACUAGAUUCCGUUCUGUCUUAGUGGCCAACAAUCAACUGAUUAUAAUUGGAUAGUAUCUUUCUAUUUUGACCACUUGUCUUAACACUCCCCUGUGCUUUUAAAAUGAACAACUCAUGUAUGUAAACAUGUUUAAUAAAAUUUACUUUUCAUGUCAGUUGGCAGCCAUCCGUGUUCUAUGUUUUGCCAGAUUUCCAUUGCGGGUUCUAUGGUGCAAAAAUGGGAGCCAGAUCGUGGGAAAGGGAGAGUGGGGUUUGUUGUCUGCUGUGGGCGUUUGAGUUGACUUGUCACUGCACUAUAUAUGUCUUCAUCUAUGCCCAAAGGGUACUUUGCAUCACAUACAAGUUUUCACUUUGUCAGCCUGUCUAAGUGAGCACAUGACUAUACUUCUGAAAAGUGGCAUUAUUAAAAACAAUAAAUCUCAGUAAGAAUCAAAUGGAAGGUUGUUUUUCUGCUGCUGUUUGAGUGUGCUAAUAAAAGAGACAACUCUCUUG